GAAUUCGAAGCGCGUCGUGCUCCCUUCGUGCCUGGUUUUGGCGCAUCUCGAGGCGAUGCUGUCAGAGCUACAGCAGCUUCGCAGGCUUGGCGUACGACAUGUCCUCGCUCAGGUGCUCAAUUUCGUCACUGUCUUGUCAACCGCUUUGGCCAUGUGGAAAGGCAUGAGUAUCGUCACCAAUACAGAGUCACCCAUCGUCGUCGUACUCAGUGGCUCAAUGGAACCUGCGUUCUAUCGAGGCGACUUGCUCUUCCUGGCGCUACCGCCCAAAGAGCCCCUCAGAGCAGGCGAUAUCCCAGUCUACAACGUGCCGGGCGCUGCCAUUCCAAUUGUCCAUCGCAUCAUAGAAGUUCACGAUGAACACCCCAAGCCGGUCAAGCAAGCCAACCUCAGCAUGGUCGUCACUCAUCAAGGCGUGCAAGAGCAAUGGAUCAUGACAAAAGGCGACAACAACCCGACAGAUGACAUUUCGCUCUACAACGGUCUACAGUAUCUACAACGCAGCCAUAUCGUCGGCAAAGUCAAAGGAUACGUCCCCUUCGUGGGCUAUGUCACCAUAGCGAUGAACGACUUUCCCAAGCUCAAAUACGCUUUGCUCGCUGUCCUUGGCGGCUUCGUGCUUCUGCAUCGCGAGUAGUCUGUGUGCAGAAGAUCCUGUUGUUGUGAAAUACAAGCAAUCUGCUCUACAACAAGAUAACCUCGGCCAGAUGACUAUGCGUCUCUGCACUCGCACCCUCCUUGCUCCAUUGCGACAGGAAAGCGACACUUCCCGCUGCCAGAUCGAGGAUCCGCCUGCAAACGAGACUCAAAUCGAUGUCAUGGAGCGUGAAGAGAUCGAUCAACGCCUGCUGCAGUGGCGAACUCCAGAUCCUGCAGAUUGAGUUAGCUCAAGACGUCUGCCAGCAAACGUGUACACACGAGAUUGCUACGAUGAACAGUAGCUGA
Molecule: messenger RNA, 945 nt
Organism: Mixia osmundae IAM 14324
Lineage: Eukaryota; Fungi; Basidiomycota; Mixiomycetes; Mixiales; Mixiaceae
Exons: 6
Coding region: 56-637 (193 amino acids)
Cellular component (GO): signal peptidase complex; membrane
Molecular function (GO): serine-type endopeptidase activity
Source: RefSeq, a predicted model, not a curated record